AUGGCUCUAAAUAUUAUGGAUAGGAUUUUAAAUUUGGAAGUCCCAGAGAGUGGUAACAAUUCCAUAAAUAUUAUAUUAGGUGUUGUUAAUAUUUUUUUUUUUGGAAUUGGUAUGAUAAUAUUAGGAAUAAUAAAUAAAGAUAUAGAUGAUUUAAUAAUCGGUAUCUUACAACUACUUGUACCUUUAAUAGGAUGGAUAUGGGCUGUAUUCUGGGGUAUUCUUAUAGUUAUCAAAAAUUCCAGAUGA
Messenger RNA from Plasmodium falciparum 3D7, 246 nucleotides. Lineage: Eukaryota; Apicomplexa; Aconoidasida; Haemosporida; Plasmodiidae. The record is from RefSeq and is a predicted model, not a curated record.